AUGAUUAAAUUAUUAUUUGAUGAAACAACGAAACUACCUUUACAAAUUCAUUCACAGAAGUCUAAUCUAUUUAUGUACAAAGAUUAUUUCCAUUCUUGUCUUUUAAAUUUUGUAUUAAAUAAUCUAACUUCCAAUCAAUUUACAAUUUAUCUCGAUGAUGCCGUCGAUAUAGGGGAAUAUCAGGAUGUUUUAUUUACAAUUUUAUUAAAUGGAGGAAAUAAAUUUUCUAAGAUUUGUUAUAGAAAUCGUAAAUUGACAGAGCUUUAUAAUCUUAUUAUACAGCAUAUAGAAACAUCAAAAAACUUUUCCAAAAUGGUUAGGGAAAUACUAUUAGUUGAUGUUUAUGGACGUCUUAUGUUAAGUGACAGAGCAGAAAAUAUUGAUAUCAACGUUGAAAACUUCACUUUAAAAUCUACAAAAUAUCAACUUUCCAAUAAAUACAACCCAGAAAUAAAGUUUUCUGUUUAUAUUGAAGAGAUUUAUGUUAUUAACAAUCAGCCAAUUUCCGAUAUUGAAAUUAAAAGAAUUAAUUAA
This is a messenger RNA of Meloidogyne enterolobii, 534 nucleotides long. The record is from the annotation of a GenBank genome assembly. Lineage: Eukaryota; Metazoa; Nematoda; Chromadorea; Rhabditida; Meloidogynidae.